Messenger RNA from Melanaphis sacchari, 2126 nucleotides. RefSeq names its product wee1-like protein kinase 1-B. Lineage: Eukaryota; Metazoa; Arthropoda; Insecta; Hemiptera; Aphididae. Bases 442 to 1998 code for a protein of 518 amino acids. Gene Ontology annotation, biological process: protein phosphorylation. The transcript has 2 exons. Gene Ontology annotation, molecular function: ATP binding; protein kinase activity. The record is from RefSeq and is a predicted model, not a curated record.
CUCGACCGCCCGAUGACUCACGCGCUCGCCCUAUCCCGCCAGUCAAUUUUUUAUCGCCAGUUUCGAGUUUUCGCUCGUAUAUUUUUUUUACGUACGCGUAAUCGCGUUUAAAUCCCGCUUGACGGGCUUUUUUAAUUUUACCUUCUCUACUGUUCUUUCGUUUUUCAUUGUUAUUGUGUCAUUCUCACUUUCCUGAUCUGCCCGUUAAUACCGCCGUUGUCAGUAAAUAUUCACUUUCAAAACAGUGUUUUUUUAUCCGUGGCGAAAGUUUUUUUUUUUUAAACUCAUUUGUUUUUCACAUUUGUCGGGCCAUAAUACCGACGAUUGAGAAUGUCAUCAGAAUCAUGUAAGUCUUGUGUAAUUGAAGACGGCGUUUAACAAUGUUCAAUUUGUAUGUUGACAAAUUAUAUCUGAGAAAAAUAAAAAUUUAUUUGACCAAACAUGGACGGAGUGGACAUUCAACGGUUUUUCAGUCCAGUUACAUUAUUACCUAGACGUUUAAAUUUUAACGAGUCUGAUGAGUCUUCACCUUGCCUUAUUACUGCCACAAUUCAAGAGUCUCCUAAAACGCCACCUAACCAUGUUCAACAUAUUCCACCCAUGACACCUGCCUGUCGAAAACAUCGAUCUGCAAUUCCAUUAAGGUUUGCUGAUCAUUUAGCUUCACCAUCAAAAGCUGAUUCACCUCAAAAAGAUGAAUUAUCCUAUUCACCUCCUAUAAAGAGGAUUCGUGUCCUUAAGUUGGAAGAAGGUAUAUUAAAUCGAUCCCAAUCUUCUGUUAAAUCUAAAUCUUUUGAAAAUAAGAAUUCAAACCAAUUAAUCAAUGAAGUAACAAUAUCUAAACCUAAACAAUUUAGCAUUAACCCAUUCUCUCCUGCAGCAACUGACCUACGGCUCAAAUGGACAAAUAAUAAUAACAACAAUAAUAAUAAUGAAUCAUCAACACUUGACAACUGGUCUAAAGAUUUAACAAAUGUUGAGCUAACUGAUCUUAAAGUAUCUAGAUAUUUUAAAGAAUUUAAAGUAGAAGAUCUUAUUGGAAAAGGAGAUUUUGGUGAGGUUUAUAAGUGUAUUAAUAUGUUAGAAGGAAUGCCAUAUGCUAUUAAAAAAACACUUAAGAAGGUAGUAGGAACUAGACGAGAGAAUUAUGCUCGUAAAGAAGUAUACGCAAAUGCUGCUUUAUUUAGUCAUCCGAAUAUAGUUGCUUAUCAUUCUGCAUGGAAUGAGAGUAAUUCUGUUUUUAUACAACUAGAAUAUUGCGAUGGUGGAAAUCUAGAUGAAAUGAUAUUUACUAAACACCACAAUUUCAAUGAUGCUGCCAUUGAGCGCCUAUUAUCUCAUUUAGCAAGUGGUCUCCAUUACAUGCAUACAUCAAAAAUGGUUCACUUGGACAUAAAACCUGCAAAUAUCAUGAUCAGUCAUUCUAAGUUCCUCGAAAAAGAUGAAGAUAAAGUUGAUAGAGAUAUCAUUUACAAAAUCGGUGAUCUUGGUCAUGUGGCACAUACAGACAAUUUAAGUGAUGUGGAAGAUGGCGAUGGCCGAUAUUUACCUAAAGAAAUGUUAAGUGGAAAAUAUGAUAGUUCAACAAUAUUAAAAGUUGAUAUAUUUUCAUUAGGAAUGACUGCAUAUGAAGCAGUUUCUGCUUUAAGAUUGCCAAGUGAUGGACCAGAAUGGCAUUUUUUAAGAGAUGGAUUUGUACCAGAUAUAGAAGAUUUUGGAUUGAGUUUACUUAUAGCAAAUAUGAUUGACCCAAAUCCUCUUAAUCGACCAAACGCUAUUGAUGUUUACAAGACUGUUACAUUAAAAAUGUCAGAGUUGGCAGAGCUCUCUACUUUACAAUUUAAAAGGGAAUACUUAGCCAGCUGUACAAAAACCCGGUCUACUCAAUGUUCACCAAUUAAAAGAACUACCACUAUUAAACGAAUUCCAAUAGCUUUAAGCACAUGGCAUAAGAGACGUUUAGUAGGACAAAAAUCGAAGCGUUAUUAUUCAUUUUGAAAGUACAAUGUUGUAACUUACUUUACUCUGUUUUUUCUAUGUUUAGAUAGUAACUUGAACUCUGUGAUGAUAAUUAUAGUUUUUUUUUUUUUUUUGUAAAAAGGGUCUCAAAUUAUUUUAUAUAAAGU